AUGGAUCAGUACACCAUCUCUUCAACCAGUUUCCCUGACGUUCCUGAAGAUGUCCUGCAGUAUAUCUUCAGUCUUUGUGAUUUUCCGGACGUAAUUCGCUUUGGUAUGACGUGCAAAGCACUAGAAAAAAUUAUUCGAGAAUCUCCAAUACUCAAAUAUCAUAUCGAGCUGGGUGCUCAGCGCAUGAUCUCCCUUCCUGACGUGAUCGUGUCUGAUACUACUAUUUCUCAGCGCUUGGAGCUGUUGAAGGAGAAUAGCCAAGUGGGGAUGUUGUGGAUGCUGCCUCCGAUUGAUGCAGAUACCAGACUGAUGGAAGUUACACGUUCUGCCAUUUAUGUCAUGCCCAUUCGGAUUGAGGGAGUUGCUAUAGACGUAACGCAAAAUCUUUCGGCCCUUGUAGCUCGAGCUCCUCCUGGAACAGUGGAUAAGAACGUGCAGCAUCCUCUUGCCCCUGAACCGGUCUUGCUGCCGACACAGCUGCCGACAGGCCAAUGGGAACCGUAUGACGUCAAGGUCAAAAUCUUAGGCCAGAGCCUUGUUUUCCUUGGUCUAGACUUGCAGCGCGAAAACUCCAUUGUAGGAGAAACGUUGCAGAUCUGGAACUGGCAAGAGGCGGACAACGCUGAACCACAAUGUGUCAUUACAAAAGCAGAAGUCGAUGACAAUAUCCUUGACUUCUGCUUUCUAGCUCACGAUGCCUUGUUACUCCUGACUACCUCCGGGGUCCUUGAAGUGUACACCUUCAGUGAAUUUGCGACACCCGUUUGCAAGGCUAGAUAUGCUUUGCCGAAAAUACGACCAGGAUUCAAGUGCUCACGUGGAGACGGCUUCAUAAUCUGCAACUUUCCCUGUGUAGCUACAGCCGCCACCAGACGAAGCGUUGACAGUAGUAAACUAAUAGUGUUACCAUUUUGCCCUAAUCCCCAAGACCGAAUCUGUGCCGUAUCUUUCGGUUAUGUCUUUUACAUCGACAUGCAGUCUCUCUUCACUUCGGGUGGAGUAGCUCCCACCUCUGGAAAUGGUACCGAAACAUCAGUACUUGCCUGGAGCGCUUGGGGUCCGCAGAACUCACGCUGUUUCCCAAACGACGGAGUUUACGACGUACAUGGGAGCAGAGCGGUUGGAAUAUCUCGCAUCGGUGGCAGGACUUAUAGGUUGCGUAUGCGCGAAUUCAAUCCAUAUGCAAUCAGGCGCACUAGUGCCGUAGGAGACAACUACCAAUGGCUCGUAACUGAACCUUCUCGCAUACCUCCCGGCUGGGCAUUUGCAGAGGAAGUGGUGACCUACUUGCCGUAUCGCGAAGCUUUCUCGUACGAGUGGUUCGAUGAGUUUGAUUCUACGUUUCAAGUCAGUGUUGAUGACUCCCGGCUUGUACUGGUUCAGAAGCUUGAUGUCGCAAAUAAUAUCAACAUAAACUUCCAAACUCGUAUCGUACUGUUCAAGUUCUGUUCAGCUAGAGACGCAAAAAUAUGAUGUCGUAAUCGGGAAAGCUUGAAGAGUUGCCAAGAGAAAUAUGUACCAGUGUCCGAGCU
Serpula lacrymans var. lacrymans S7.9 is the source of this 1532-nucleotide messenger RNA. RefSeq lists its product as uncharacterized. The coding region runs from base 1 to 1473 and encodes 490 amino acids. The record is from RefSeq and is a predicted model, not a curated record. Lineage: Eukaryota; Fungi; Basidiomycota; Agaricomycetes; Boletales; Serpulaceae. Gene Ontology annotation, molecular function: protein binding. The transcript is spliced from 6 exons.